Messenger RNA from Boeremia exigua, 1193 nucleotides. RefSeq lists its product as uncharacterized. Bases 193 to 921 code for a protein of 242 amino acids. Lineage: Eukaryota; Fungi; Ascomycota; Dothideomycetes; Pleosporales; Didymellaceae. The record is from RefSeq and is a predicted model, not a curated record. The transcript has a single exon.
AACACACCUCGACAACCUGACAUCGCGGGCACUGUCACUAAGUACAGUUGUUUUGUUACUGCUGGGGAACUCGGUGCAAUCAUAACACAAAUCUUCCUCCCGAAGCAGAAAUCCUCCAACGCUCCCGUCACCAACUUCACCGUACCUCCGCACCACCGCACCACCACCACCAACAAAACCAACACCACCACAAUGGCAACCCUCACGCCCCCAAACCCCACCGCCAUCAUCGUCGCCGACCUCCCCCCACCACCGCCCCGCCCCUCACAACCCCUCACCAACGCCCCCCGCCUCGGCAUGCCCUUCGACCGGCGCCUACUCCUCACGACCGCAACCUCCUUCGUAUGCGGCUUCACGCUAGGCACCGCGUCCGCGGGCUCGAUGGCGGCGCUGCGGUUCCGCGCGGAGAACGCGCACCGCCUGCCCAUCUCGCAGCCGGGCUGGUACCUGUACCACAAGAGCAAGAACUACUACAAGACGAAGGAGGGCGUGAUCGAGGGGCUGCGCAAGGGGUGCAAGGUGGCUGCGUGGAGCACGGUGUUCUUCGUCGUCGAGGAGAGUCUGGAUGUGUUCCGCGGGACGUGGAAGGCCGGGCGCACGGUCGAGCAGAUGGAGGGCGUCGAUGAGUUGAGUCUCAAGCGGAUUGAUAGGGGUGUGGCUGGGUCGCGGGACUGUGUCAGCGGCGCGCUGGCGGGCAUGGUCACGGGCGGGCUGUGGAGCGCCUGGCAUCAGUUUCCGGUCAGCACGGCGGCGCGGACGAUCCGGUUGGGGCUGGUGGUCGGGCUGGGGUAUGGGCUGGGGCAGGAUGCGUUGGUGUGGGCGAAGAGCCGGUAUGGGGCGGGCGAGGAGGGGGAGAGCUGGAUCUACCGGGGCGCGAAGAACCGGCGGGCGGAGGGCGAGGGCGAGGAGAACGCAGCGUAGGAGGCGUGAGGCUUUGAACGCGAAGACACGCUGCAUGCACACUCGACACUCUCCAGCACGGCCGGCCUACUCCAGCGUCUCCGUGCCUCCGUGGAAACGCUCCAGCCUUCCAAUAACCCCCGCCACUCCAUCCACCCGCACCUCGUCUGCCGCCACAACACUCCCCAACGUCCCCAGCGGUACACCGGCGUGGAUACUUCCGCGAAGUAGGUCGUGUCGUUUUGAUACCGUGCUACCUAGUCUGAGGUUCGCUUGUACCGCACGCGCCGGGG